AUGAUGCAGAUGCAUUCUGUGUCUGCAUCACAGCGGAUCAGACCGAAGUCUGAUGCUGGCAGUUGCAGGCAAGUGUCAGCUGUAAGAUACACCCGACACCUGCCGCUUAUAGAGUCGGCUCAGCUCCUGAGCCAACUCUACUUUCAAUUACCGCUGAGCCACCAUAAAAACAAAAAACCAUUCCACUUUCCUGGCCCCCAAAAUGGUGAUGCUUUUAAUUUAGAAAUUGGAAACCUUUACUCACUAAACCCUAAUAAACGUAGCAACAGUGAGUCAUCAGAAGAACCAAUCAGUGAGCAACCAGAAAAAUAUGGCAUUUUAUUCAAUGGUCCUAAACUUGGAGAGAAUCGUAUCGUUUUGGGAUUUCAGGGCUAUUCAAAACCAGCUAAAGCAAAAUACGAAGAUCAUGCAUCAGUUCCAGAAAAACAAAAAUCAGCCCCCAGUGAGGAACACCAGGCUUCAAGUGUGUCUUCAAGUGAGGAAAGCAGUCAGUCUAGUAGUAAGUUAGAGUCCUUGAGUGAGGAUGCAAAGGCUGUCAACCCUGUAGUUUCUUCGAGUGAAGAGAAUAAGGCAGUUGCUGUUGUAAAUGAGCCCUCCAAUGACGAGACCAAUGAAGCAGCUGCCAACCCAGAAGUGUCACCUAGUGAAGAGAAUACUGUGGCAGCUGUCAAUGAAGAAGCUUAUUCUGCUAACCCAGAAGUGUCAUCUGGUGAUGACAACAAUGCUCCAGCUGUCAAUGAAGAGGCCUCGCUUGCUAACCCUGAAGAAGACUCUUCCAGUGUACAGGGUAAUGCGCCAGUCAGUGAAGGAAAGAACUCCUCCAGGCAGAAGAGCAGUGUACCAGACAUCAAUCAAAAAGUUAAACUUGUGCCAGCUAGUUUCUUGCCUUUUGUUAGAGCAAAUUCUCUCAGAGACAGAAGAAAUGUUGACAAUGUAAGGCCAAAUCCAGCUAAACGGGUUCGUGGGCUAAACCACAGGCCUCUGAGGAGUCUAGAACUUAACAUUCCAACAUCCGUCAGUGACCUAAGAAAUGAAGGACAUAAAAAGGUGCUGGGUCCUCAAGGAGGGAUAGAGGCGAAUAAACAGAAGCCUAGAAUUCAGCGACAGCGAAAAUUUAAAUAUUGAUCUAUAGAUUAUGCACCAAUGAUAUUUUAUCUGUAAAUCUUACAGCUCAAUACAUAUUCUGCAUUAAAACAGUGAUUUGUUUUCAUAUAAUUACAACACACAAAUGCUUCCCCUAAAUGUAUUUAAACAACUUUGCUUCUUAAACCCUCUUUCUAAACUCUCUCCUUGCUCCUAUAUCUCACAAAUAACCAAUAAAGCUUCAGUAAUAAUAUUUGGAACCUAUUUGGCUGCAUUACUUAAGCUAUAUAUUUGUUGUACACGACAGGAUAAUUGUAGAGUUGGAAUUAUGCACACCUAUGAACUCUGUAUCCAUAAAGGACUUAUAAUAUAAUAAAUGUUGUCUUGU
This is a messenger RNA of Hyla sarda, 1471 nucleotides long. RefSeq lists its product as uncharacterized. The record is from RefSeq and is a predicted model, not a curated record. The coding region runs from base 1 to 1125 and encodes 374 amino acids. The transcript has 4 exons. NCBI's taxonomy places the organism in Eukaryota, Metazoa, Chordata, Amphibia, Anura, Hylidae.